Messenger RNA from Populus trichocarpa (black cottonwood), 1317 nucleotides. RefSeq lists its product as uncharacterized. The coding region runs from base 1 to 1317 and encodes 438 amino acids. Lineage: Eukaryota; Viridiplantae; Streptophyta; Magnoliopsida; Malpighiales; Salicaceae. The record is from RefSeq and is a predicted model, not a curated record. The transcript is spliced from 2 exons.
AUGGAAGAUGAAGAGCGCGCUCAUCGUGACGCCCAUUUUCAAGAAGAGUUGGAGUCUCUGAAGACAAGUGUGGCUCGCCUCACUAGCUUACUCGAGCAAACACUGAGAAAUACCUCUGGUGAAGGUCCUUCUAACCCACCGGUCACCUUUAAUCAGAUUCCAACAAUAGCUCAGCCCGAAGAAAGAAUGAGUGAACAUGGUCAAGAGCCUCAACAUAAUCCAACAUUUGUGCAGUCAGCAACACCUGCACCAAACCCUGUAGUCAUGGAUGCAUUUGCUAACGAGUCCCGCAAGGCCAAGUCAUCUGAUAGCAUUGAUCAAGAUAAGAUGGAGGCGCUGGAAGCUAGACUCAGAGUAAUUGAAGGGGUAGACUUAUAUGAUCCGGUAAGGGCAGCGGAGAUGUGUCUAGUCCCAAAUGUGGUUGUCCCGAAGAAGUUUCAUGUUCCUGAGUUCAUCAAAUAUAGUGGAACACAAUGCCCCAUGACUCACCUCAACUGGUACAUGAGAUUGGACAACACAAAGAUCCGGAGAUGGAAAGAUCUUGUUGAGGCUUUUGUCAAGCAAUACAAGUACAACAUGGACAUUGCUCCUGAUAGAACUAGCUUGUCCAAUUUAGGGAAGAAGGAUAAAGAAAGCAUAAGGGAAUAUGCUCAAAGAUGGCGAGAAUCAGCUGCUCAAGUCCAUCCUCCACUUCUGGACAAAGAGAUGGUCACUUUAUUUGCCGACACACUUAAAGCGCCAUAUUACGAGCAUGUGAUGGGUAGUUCGGCUCAACAAUUCACUGAUGCUGUAGUAGUGUGCGAACGCAUAGAGCAAGGUGUCAAGAGUGGUAGAAUUUCUGCACCCAUCGAGAAAAGAGGCUUUGAAAGGAAGGAGGUCAACCAUGUUGGAGAUGACUAUAGGGGUAGCAAAAACACAUUCCAAAACUAUCACACUCCAUCCCAAAUUACUAACAUCAACUCUUCACCUCCCACCAAAAAACCCGAGCCCCAAAACUUUCAAGCCAAAAGCCAAAUUGGAAAUUACCAAAGGGUCCAAGAACAACUACCUCCAUUACCGCUGCCCCUGAAUGAAAUGUACCAAAAGCUAUUAAGCAUCGGACAUGUAGCUCCCGAACCUCUAGCGCCUUUGCAGCCACCUUACCCCGGCUGGUACAAGCCAGAGCUCACUUGUGAAUACCAUGCUGGUGUUUCCGGACAUAGCAUUCAUACUUGCAAUGCCUUCAAGAGAAAGCUUCAGCAAUUAAUCAAGGCAGGGUGGAUAGCAUUCGAAGACACUCCUAAUGUGAACACGAACCCUCUACCUAAUCAUGCUUGA